This is a messenger RNA of Corythoichthys intestinalis (scribbled pipefish), 8286 nucleotides long. RefSeq names its product disintegrin and metalloproteinase domain-containing protein 11. Lineage: Eukaryota; Metazoa; Chordata; Actinopteri; Syngnathiformes; Syngnathidae. Gene Ontology annotation, biological process: proteolysis. Bases 296 to 2611 code for a protein of 771 amino acids. Gene Ontology annotation, molecular function: metalloendopeptidase activity. The transcript has 26 exons. The record is from RefSeq and is a predicted model, not a curated record.
GAAGAGUGGAUUCCACCAGGAGCUCCUGGCAGCCGCACCAUCCAAGUAACUUCAUCCGCUCACGUUGUCUCGUAAACCCGACAUAAGGCACGUAUGGAUGGGUAAAAAUUGAACAAAAACCGGAUUUUCUUCCAUGGACUCUCCACUUGAGUGUCGACACGGCGGAUGAGACGGCUCCAAACGGUGUUCACGGGAGACCGCGUUCGUUCUGGCUGGCCGCCGUCCACUGCGCUCCGGCUUCCCGCCUCCAGCUCGCUCGCUUGACGGCGGACACCAGCGGGACUAUGUGAGCACCAUGCGGGCUGUGAGAUGCCUGCUGUUCGCCGCGGUGCUCGCACGGUGCUCCGUGACGGGUCUGAGGGGGGACUGGCAACCCCCCAUUGAAGACCUUGUGCAGCCCAAAAGGCUCCUGCAGCAGAUCCACUCCCAGGAUGAAGUGCUUCACACCCGCCUCGACACCCGGGUCCAAAACUUCUCGACGGGGGCGAAGCCCGUGCAUCUGGCCCAGAGCAGCUUCCUGGUGGAGGCCUUUGGCAGUUCAUUUAUCCUCGACCUGGAACUUAACCAUAAUCUCCUGUCGACAGACUAUGUCGAAAGACACUUUGAAGACAAUGGACAGCCAUCACAGAUUAAGGGAGGAGAACACUGUUACUACCACGGACGUGUGCGAGGGCUGCCACAAUCUUGGGUGGCUUUGUCCACCUGUCACGGACUUUGGGGAAUGUUCUCUGAUGGCAACAUCUCAUAUGGGAUCCAACCUGUGGACGGUGUUGAGAUGGUGGACCAUGUUGUGUAUCGCAUGCCGAUCGUCGAUAUCCUCUCGGCUUCCUGUCCAGCAUGCAGCUUGAACGGUAGCCGGCCUGUAAGGCAGACAGGCAGCAAAGGAGACGAGAAGAGGCGGCAUGGAGACGACUGGUCUGCAUUUGAGGCGAAGGAGACCAGCUUGAGACGAUCAAAAAGACAAGUGCGUCGGGGUCAGCGCACAGUGCAGACUGAGACCAAAUAUAUUGAGCUAAUGGUCAUAAAUGACCAUGAACUGUUUGUCCAACAGCGUCGAUCGACCUCUCAGACGAAGAACUUUGCCAAAGCGGUUGUCAACAUGGCUGAUGCGAUCUACAAGGAGCAGCUCAACACGCGCAUCGUCCUGGUCGCCAUGGAAACCUGGUCGUCAGAGAACCGAAUCUCGGUGGGUGACGACGCCCUGGUCACCCUGCGCGACUUCAUGAAAUACCGGAAAGCGAGCAUCCGCGAACGCUGCGAUGCGGUGCACCUCCUCUCCGGGAGGACGUUCAUGAGCAGCCGCAGCGAGGCCGCAUACGUCGGCGGCGUCUGCUCGCUCAACAGGGGCGGCGGCAUCAACGAGUUUGGCGCAGUGGGUCCAGUGGCCAUCACGCUGUGCCAGAGCUUGGGCCAGAACAUCGGAAUGCUGAGGAACAAGGAUAGACCUGCCGCAGGAGAUUGCAGAUGUCCAGAUCCGUGGUUGGGAUGCAUCAUGGAAGACACUGGCUACUACCUGCCUAGGAAGUUCUCUCGCUGUAGUAUCGACGAAUAUCUUCGCUUUCUGCAGCAAGGUGGUGGCAGUUGCUUGUUCAACAAACCCAGUAAGCUUCUGGACCCGCCCGAGUGUGGCAACGGAUACGUGGAACUGGGAGAGGAGUGCGACUGCGGGACACUUGUGGAUUGCACCCGCAGCGGCGCCAAUUGUUGCAAGAAGUGCACACUUACCCACAAUGCAAUGUGCAGCAACGGCCUUUGCUGCAGGGACUGCAAGUAUGAGCUGAGAGGUGUGACAUGUCGUGAGGCCGUCAAUGACUGUGAUAUCCCAGAAACCUGCUCGGGUGAUUCCAGCCAGUGUCCUCACAAUGUACACAAACUAGACGGCUACACCUGCGAGGCCGGCCAGGGUCGCUGCUACGGUGGUCGCUGUAAAACCAGAGACAGCCAGUGCCGGAGUUUGUGGGGCUUCAACGCCGCUGACAGGUUCUGCUACGAAAAGCUCAAUUCCGAGGGCACGGAGAAAGGAAACUGCGGGCCAGAGCCUGGCGGUCAGGGAUGGAUGCAUUGCAACAAGCAGGACGUUCUGUGCGGUCUGCUUCUGUGCACCAAUGUGACCGAAAAGCCUAGUUUUGGCGAGUUGCAAGGCAAACUGACAAGUUUGACUAUCUAUCAUCACAAUAGAUACUUGGACUGCAGGGGUGGUCAUGCGGUUUUGGAUGAUGGCUUGGACCUGGGCUACGUGGAGGAUGGAACACCUUGCGGGCCAAACAUGAUGUGUCUUGAACGCCGCUGCCACCCGGUCAACACCUUCAACCUCAGCAUGUGUCCUGGCUCGUCCAUUUCACGCAUUUGCUCCCAUCAUGGCACAUGUAGCAAUGAAGUUAAAUGCAUCUGUGACCCGGACUACACCGGGAAGGACUGCAGCGUGUUUGACCCCAUUCCUAUUCCCACGCCAUAUGAAGGCCCGGCGAAGCAUAAAGGUCCGAGUGGGACCAACAUCAUCAUUGGCUCAGUGGCCGGUGCCAUUUUGUUGGCUGCCAUUGUCCUGGGAGGCACUGGAUGGGGAUUCAAAAACAUCCGGAGAGGAAGGUACGACCCCGCCUUUGAGUCCUGAACCUAGCUGGGCUGCCAUUUUUGCAAAUAGAGAAAAUUAUAAUAAAGCACAAUUUCUCCAGUUUUAGUUUUCUAUCCUUGUAGAUGAUAUUUCUUCUUCUCUGCUUUUUCUCUUUCUACUCUUCUCUGCAUAUCCUCAGAUCUUCCGGUGUUUGAUCCUCAUUCCAAACAAAUUCCCUGAGCAUGUGGGACAUUUUAAGGUACUAUCCUCCCUUUUGGGGCCGCUGUGGAAGCCCUGUUCUCUUACCAUCUUUUCCCCUUUCCUUCUUUUUUCUUCCAUCCCGUCUUUCACGAGAUGAUGUCACUAGGCAUGAUGGACAUGCCGCUUCUACUCCGCCCCUGCACAUUUAAUGGCAAUAUAGAUAUCUGCAAGUAGCGACCUCUUCUGCUCUUAUACGUAAAUAUGCAUUGAUGUGUGAAUGUAUCUCUGGGUGUGGAUAAUGUGUAAAAGCAGUAAUCUGUCUGUAACCCAUUUAACAUACAAUCACAAAUUUAGUCCCCAGGGAAAAAAAGUGUUCGGACCCAGUGUUCACCUAGAUGUUUCUUUUAUUUUUAACUUUCACAUGGUGCUGACUGCAUGUUUAAAUCCCGCCUUACAAUAAGACACUUUUAGUUAUUCCGUAGUCCACAGAAUUCUUCUUGAGCAAAUGUUUGUAUAGAUUGUGAACUGUACAUGAAAAUUUCCCACUUCUUCGUCCUUUCAGAGAAAAAAAAAUCUUUAAUAGCGUACUGCACGUAACACGUCACCUUUGCUCAUUAAUAUUCAUGACGUUAGCAACUGUUGCUAGGGGGGUCUAACUUGCUUUUGUUCUUCAUGCUAGAUGCAUGUAAAUAGUGUAGGAACGAGAUGUUUACUGAGCUAAACCUACCAAUGCUAUCCAAAAAUGAUGUCUCUUGUGCUAAAUUCACUGGUAAAGAUGUGGAAGAAGAACAUACAAAUGUUCAGUUAAAGAGAUGGCAUGAGUGUCGAGAGCUGAAAAAGACGGGAAAAAGAGCCGUCCUGAUCCAGAGGUAGCAUUUUUAUUGACACCUUUUUUUGUGUGAAUUGCUUUACACCACUGACAAUGACAUUCUCCUGUUUCACCAGGCUAUCCUUUCUCUCUCAUAUAUUAUAUCCUCUGGUUGUCUUAGGUCUCUGACCGUUCUUGGGGGUAAUAUAUUUUUGUGUAGCAAUUGCAAGUGCUACUCAGUGACAACCAACGAUCACUUUUAAUUUUUUUCAACAAUAACAAAUCUUAAUUCUAUUAAUUUUUUUACACUUUCCCCUUACUAGAGUUGUUUUUUUAACAACAGAAAAGGUAACAACAGUGGUAGUCAGGUGCAGCACGGCAAAACACCACGCUACAAAAUAAGUAGGGCUGUCAAACGAUUAAAAUUUUUAAUCGCAUUAAUCACAGCUUAAAAAUUAAUUAAUCGUAAUCAAUAUGCCAUAUUUUUCUGUAGAUUACUGUUGGAAUGGUAAGAUAAGACACAAGACGGAUAUAUACAUUCAACAUACUGUACAUAAGUACUGUAUUUGUUAUUUAUAACAAUGAAUCAACAAGAUGGCAUUAACAUUAACAUUCUGUUAAAGCGAUCCAUGGAUAGAAAGAUUUGUAGUUCUUAAAAGAUAAAAGUUAGAACAAGUUAUAGAAAUUUUAUAUUAAAACCCUUCUUAAUGUUUUCGUUUUAAUAAAAUUUGUACAAUUUUCAAUCAAAAAAUAAACUGAUAGCUCGCCAUUGUUGAUGUCAAUGAUCACACAACGCUCACGGUGCUUAAACCCAUAAAAUCAGUCGCACCCAAGCGCCAGUAAAGGGUGACAAAACACAAAAAAACACAAGUAACAAGUGGCCAUGGCACUGUGCUGUCAUUUUAAUCUGUUUGAGCGGGGCAUGUGCGUUAAUUGCGUCAAAUAUUUUAACGUGAUUAAUUUAAAAAAUUAAUUACCGCCCGUUAACACGAAAAUUUUGACAGCCUUAGAAAUAAGUAAAAAUAUCAAAAUGACUUAUCUCUUCGGGGCAGGCUGUGGCAGGCAAUGGAUAAGGAUUGUCAUCUGUAAAACCAUGGCCCUCAACAAAAUGUUUACUGCAUGUGACGGUGAAUGGCUUCACCUUGCUGGCUUUAAACUGGGAUUUUGGACAUCCGCACAAGUUGAUCCAUUGUUUACAUGUUUUUCCUCUGAGUUUUUGGCUCCAGGAAAGGUAUGAAGAAAACAUCCUUCAUCUGUCAUAAUGUCUACAGUCAUUUCUACAUGUUCCAUAGCAGCAGUGUCUGCUCGGCACGUUUUUUUUUUGAAGGAUUACCGGCAGAAAACAAGCAAUACUAGCAUGGGUUGUAUGUGAGCACGCUUCUAUGUUGACCCCCUUCCGGUUUAUGAUGGUGACGUCACGCAGCCUUGCGGUCUAAAAAUAGCAUUUGUGCGGUACGCUAUUUGGAAUUUUUAAGCUUUAUUAUUCAAUAGAUAUGUUUUUUUGAGUCUGGCAUUAAAAGUGUAAAUACAGUGGUACCUCUACUUGCAAAUGCCCUACAAACAGAAUUUUCAGGUUAAAUCAGGUUAAAACACGCUUCAAAGGGAAAUAUUGCCUCUUGCUACGGAAAAAAAAUUAAGGAUACGAAACGCAAAAAUAAAGGACGGGCUGCUACUCGCAGCUCCCAGUUUACUGAACGUAGCAUACUUAUAGCUGCUUUGCCAUUGGCUAUUUCCGAGCAUUCCUGCCAUCCAAUUGGCUAAGAGGGACCUCUGCUGUAUGUGUAUGUGUAUCCCAGUGUCCCCUUACGCCUCUCGUGUUCCAACAGCUUUACAUAAGUGUAUUAGCUUUUAUUCUUUACGCUAUUCUUGUUUUUUUACAUUAUGCACAACUCUGAUUUUAUGUUUAUUGUGCAAUAAUCUAUUUGUAACGUGUAUUUGUUACAUGUUUUGACGCAUUUUUAAGCAUUAUUUAAGAUUUAUGUCUCAAUUUUGGGGGGCUUGGAACAGAUUAGGGCAUUCACAUGAAAAACGCGUCUCUACUUAAAGAAUUUUCAAGUUACGAAACUACUUACAGAACCAAUUAAUUUUGUAAGUACAGGUACCACUGUAUUCACAAAAGUGGCAUAUCAAACAGGUCCAGCUUUUAUAAUACGUCAACAUGAUUAACGUUGUGACAUUUUUGCUUGGUGGUGUACAAAUUUUCAAAUACGUCAUACAUGAAUUGGAUCAAUAAAGGUUGGGAAAUGCUGCACUUUACAUAAUUAUAUUAUAUUAUAUAUCAUAUUAAAAGAAAGACCAUUUACAGGGCCUUUUACAGCUCUCUAAAAACGUCCUUGAGGUACCUUUUUUUGGCAGCUAACAGAUGCGAUUUCAAAAUAAAAGUACAAUGGGAAGCCUUUUCAUAGAAACGAAUCUGUACCUUAUUAUGUUUAUGUGAAAUUAGUUGAUUUCUCAGGUAUCUGCAAUAGUUUUACAUUUCAUUUUCUGCUGACCUUUUCGCUUUACUCCCUAUAUUUUCAAAAUAUUUGUACUUUUUACUGCUUACUUUGUCUAAAUAGCCCCCCUGCCCACUCUCCCAACCGCCUCGGAUGAAUUCAUGACAUAGUAUUAACAGCAAUGAUGUUAAAGAUUUGGAAAAGCAAGAUGUUUCCCACCUUAUUCAAAAGAACAUUUCAAUGUUAUUGGGAAAUCUGAUUGCUUUCAUAGAAUACAAGUCAACGCUUGCUAGUUCUUGGUCUGAAAAAGAAAUGUAAUUUUACUUCUCUGUACAAGAACUAUGCAAAUUAAUAAAAGAUGGAAACUACUUCUGGGCAAAUAUUUUUUUCUGGUUCAAAAUGAGUAUUGUGUACAAUUGUACCUUGAAAUUGGUGUUUUAGUCAUUCUUUGAGGACGCUUGUAAGUCGAAUACGAUGUGGAAACGAUUGAAUGGAAAUGAUUUGAACUCUUUCAGAUGCUCACUGGAGUUCCUGAAAAAAUAAAGACAAAAUGAAUACAGCACGUUAAGAACCAAACUUUAAGCCCCACCCUCUCAAAUAAGUCCAUCCCUACCAUCCUCAGAGUAACCAUCGCUUCAGGGCGCCAAAUUUAAAUAAGCAAGUUGCUCUGCCCCACCCUGUAGUGUAGAAUAAUAACAACAGUUAAUGAAGAUAACUUUAUGCUAAGAUAACAAAAUACCAUUAAACAACAUCUUAAGCAGUUACUCACAAUAUUAUUACUCAUUACUUGAGUAUUCUUUUCACCAAAUACUUUUUUAAACUUGUACUUGAGUUCGUUUUUUGGAUGACUACUUUGACUUUAGUAAUAUUUUGAACUAACGCAGAUCUUACUUAAGUCAAUUUUUUUGGCUACUCUACCCACCUCUGGUGAAUAGUAGUCAAUGAGUUAAGAUUUUUUGUCCUACACUAGGGGCGGGAACCUCUUGGUACCUUUCGAUCCGAUUUGCGAUUCAAAACUCAUGAAAAUGAUGCUCUCAUGAUAUCGAUACAUUGGUCAGGAAAUCAUAUUAGGAUAUUCUACAAAACAACUAAUGAACAAGAAAAAGAAGGUUCUGCUGUGAAUUGGAAUGAGUUUAUCACUAAUAAACGUCCAAUCCAUUUGAAGUAGGAGGGGUAGCAGCGAAUGAUUUGCUGCCAUCCCUCCCACUUCAAAAUGAUUGAACAUCUAUGGCCGUCAGUGGCAGCCUCUCCACACCCCACACUUACCGGUGCGUGUUUGUCUUUUCAAUUCCCCCGUCUUUAGUUUGUUUUUAACUUCUUGCUGCUCCAUAUCGAAAUACCGGGUCAAAAAUAUGUAAUAGAUGCGGUUUUGCGGACUUGCAGAGGGGAAGAUUAAAAGGAGGGUGCAUGGCAUGCUCUGACUCUGCGGCUCCUGUUGCAACUACCAUACAGCACCUUCUCUUUUUUAGCCAAAUUAUUUAUUUUAGAACAAGUAUUCCUUAGUUUAACAUCCAUACAUCGUUUUAGUCUACAGAUUGAAGGAAUCUGACCUUCUAGCCAGACUGCCGGAAUCGCGCCAGCCGAACCACCGGACCCGCGCUGGCGCAGCUCCAACGACCCGGGCCAGCAAGUCCCUGACAAUCCGGCCAGAAGGCCAAACUCUGCGCGUUCACGUUAGUCUUAACCCUUUGUACUGACUCCAUUUUGAAAGGUUUAAAGAAGGCUCUUCGUAAACAAGUUGACAAUUUAUUCAUGUCGACAGCGGUCAAAACGGCAAGGCGAAACAGAAACACUCAGGCGGGGAAGCAAGGUCACCCUAUCACAUGUUAACAAAAGGUUCCCGAGAAAAAUGACAACGCUUAGUUAAACAUUCAAUCUUUUGAAGGUUCUCGCUGGGCGGGGCGUGGGCAGGAAGAAGGGUGUGUUUAUUUAAGAUUAUUGUCUGUUUGUGGAUUGGACAGGAGGAUUCGGGAGUUACUGUUGUCACGGCAACGAGGAUUGUGGAUUUUGCCACCUCAGCGUCAAAGGGGCUCUUGCAGUCUUGUCAGUCAUGUUAUCAGUUGGAUAUUGGGCGUUUUCCGGUGUUCCUUGUGUUGGGACAGGGCGUCCUGCAAUUUGUUCUGGACUGGCCGGGCGAACUGAUUGGGAGAGUUGGUGCUGCAGACGUGGGCUUGUUAGCGUCAAUCUUGCUCAGUUAGUUGCAUGACGCACACGUUGAGCUUCCGUGAUAAGAAGGGGUUGUUUAUCUCUUAUGCCCUGUAUUCUGCUUGUUUUCCUUAAACUACAGUAUA